AUGGUUUUCAUUCUUUCAAAGCACAAAAAGUGCCCAACCAAUCUGAAACUUGACGAUCUGAAACUCAAAAGUGCAAAAACCCGCUGCAGAAAGUUGUAUGACAAUUUUAUUUCUAAAAAUUUUUGUAUUAUUGAAGACGAUGAAUCUUAUAUCAAGUACGAUCAUCAGCAAACUCUUGGUGCCAUCUAUUAUAUUGCCAAAUGUAGAGGAAAAGUUCACAAAAAAAUCAUUUGCAAAUUCCUUGAAAUUUUAAAAAACGAGUUAUCUUCAGAUCUAGAUGACCAGCUUGUUAUUUUGCAAUCACAGUUGUGUCUAAGAAGAAAAAUUUGUUUCCAAUUUUCAACAGGUGAUAAAAAGAAACUAAAAAAUGUAUUGACAAAAAUAAAAAUAAAAUGGAAAAGUAGUAACCGAACAAAAAAAAUAUUUUUGAAGACACAUGACACUUGGUUAAAAGCCUCAACAAAUAUUUGUAUUGUUCAAGCACGAAACAAAGAGAAAAAAAGCCAUAGUGCAAUGGGUCGACCACCUUUGAACUUUGAUGAAGCAAGUGAGCGAACGAAACGGCAAAAAACAGAGGAAAUGCGUUCGACAUUUAGUUCAUCCGAGUUAGCAUUUGCUUCUCAGAUGAGUCUUCGGGCUUCAGGAUCAUGCAAUGCCGGAGUUACAGUUAAAGAUUUACCUUCCACCAUUCAACACCGAGUCGCAAAUUAUAUAGAGAGCCUUAAAUUGUCCCAAAUUUCACAAACAUCUGAACUAUGUGCUGAAACAGCUCUUUCCAUACUAAUGGAAGCAAAGCUUUCUAAACACCAAUAUUGCAUUAUAAGAAGUGCUGCAAUUGCGAGUUCCACAAGCGUGGUCCCCGACAUGUAAUUGAGAAGUCAGAUUUUUUAAGUAAUGUUAGUGGGAUUUAGUAAUUAUUUAUUGAGUGUCUUAUUUUAUAUUUAUGAUUAAUAAGAGA
Molecule: messenger RNA, 958 nt
Organism: Hydra vulgaris (swiftwater hydra)
Lineage: Eukaryota; Metazoa; Cnidaria; Hydrozoa; Anthoathecata; Hydridae
Source: RefSeq, a predicted model, not a curated record